Molecule: messenger RNA, 1608 nt
Organism: Cyprinodon variegatus (sheepshead minnow)
Lineage: Eukaryota; Metazoa; Chordata; Actinopteri; Cyprinodontiformes; Cyprinodontidae
Product: keratin, type II cytoskeletal 8-like
Exons: 9
Coding region: 1-1143 (380 amino acids)
Source: RefSeq, a predicted model, not a curated record
AUGAAAAGCAAACAUGUGAAGAACCUAGAAGAUCAAAAUAAAGCACUGAAGGAAAAGCUGAAGAUCCUGAAAAAGAAGGAGGACUAUGCCGGGGGCGUGGACGCCUUGGUGAGGGAGAAAGAUGACCAGCUGCGGAAGCAGCUUGAAAAAUUGAAAGAGGAUGAGGAACAACUGAAGCUUGAGUAUAAGGACCUCAGUAAUAUAGUGGACAAAGCCAAAAACAGUUUUGAAGAGGAACUUGAUAAGGGUGAAGAAUUAAAGAAAGAAAUUGCUGAGACUAAAAUGGAGGUAGAUGAAAGCACACUGAAACUGGUAGAACAUGUUCUGGAGCUGGAGGACCUGACAAGAAAGCUGCAGUUCCUCACGGCUGGAUUUGAUGAGGAGAUCAAGCAGCUGAAGUCGAUGGUCAGGAAUGAGACGGUGAUCCUUAGCGGAUCCGACAUACCGCCCCUGAAGAUGGACAAUGACAUCAAGGGAAUUGAAGCCCAGUAUACCAAUUUGGCCAAAUAUGCUAAGGAAGAAGUGGAGAAAUGGGACCCCAAAAAAAUGGAUGACUUGGCACAAAGGGCAGGAGAGAAGGAGCAGGAAGUGCGUGACAUAAAGAGAGAGAUCGCUGACAUCUUACGUAAAAUCCAGAGGGCUAAGGCCGACUUGGAAGCUUUGAAAAGAAAGGAAGAGUCAGUGAGAAAGGAAAUGAUGGAUGUUUUAAAAGAGGGUGAUGACAACAUAGACGAAGCCCAAAAAACCAUCAAGCAGCAAGAAGAAGCCUUGAGGGAACAUAAACAGCAGCUGGCUAAGCUGAUCUGCCAAUACCAGGAGCUGCUGAACCUCAAACUGGCCCUCGACAUCGAAAUCGCCGCCUAUGGCAAUUUGCUGAACGGCGAAGAAGAGAGAAUGCAAAAACUUUCAGACGUUCAAAAGCCAGAGAGGAAACACCUCCAGAAGAAGCCAAACCUUCAAGAAAAGACCCCAGGUGGGGAAUCCACCUUUGCUCCAAUGCCCGACAGAAUAUUUGUCCCCAUAGGCACGUGGGAAGCCCCCGCAUCAUACCCACCUGCCGCUCAAUCCAAGAAGCGCCUGCUAAUCCGGCUGGAGGUGGAAUCUGGAAGAGUUGUCUCCGAAACCACUCAGUUUACCGAUUGAUUGUUCGUCACCUCCUCCAGCAUUACAACACAUCAGCAAAAUGUGAAUUAUUUUUUUUUAUUAUGAUUAAUUUGAUUACUUUAUCCUCAACCUGAUAAAAUUAAGAAGUAAUUAUCUCUGUUGUGUCCUUCCUGGUAGAGUGAACGUCUUGGUGCAGCUUGAUGGCAGGUUGCAUGUUCUCCCUUAAUCUGUUUUCCAAUUGUUUUACAUCAAGUUGUGUUUUUUGGAAAAGUUUUCUCAACUUUACUGGGAUGUGUAAUGCCUUUGGUGGGGCGGCGGCGUUUUGUUAAAAUCUUCUAUAUAAUUUCCUGCAGAAACGGAUAGUUUUUGCAAUGCUGCAAGGUUAAAAUCUUCUGUUGGCUCAUUCGCAAGUGUCUGUUUUCAUCUUUUUGUUUGACUUAAAAACUUCUAAAGAUAUCCCAAGUUUUCAGAUUUCUGAGAUUUGUGCUGAUAAAUAAAGCUUUA